This is a messenger RNA of Coregonus sp. 'balchen', 2453 nucleotides long. The record is from the annotation of a GenBank genome assembly. NCBI's taxonomy places the organism in Eukaryota, Metazoa, Chordata, Actinopteri, Salmoniformes, Salmonidae.
CCAGUCAGAGGGCAUCGUUCCUCAGUGUUUUUAACCGUUGAUCUGUUAACUUUAGGAUUGCCUUUUUGUCUGGAUCCGACUCACAGAGAGCGAGAGGGAGAGAAGGAUAAGCGCGAGAGGGGAGCGUGUGAUUGAGAGAGAGACGGAGAGGAAACGAGAAGCCUCCAUGUUUCAGCUGCCUAUCUUGAAUUUUAGCCCCCAGCAGGUUGCGGGGGUUUGCGAGACCCUGGAAGAGAGCGGGGACAUUGAGCGCCUCGGUCGCUUCCUCUGGUCUCUGCCCGUCGCCCCCGCAGCCUGCGAGGUCCUCAACAAGAAUGAGUCGGUGCUUAGGGCGCGGGCCAUCGUGGCCUACCACACCGGGAAUUUCCGAGAACUUUACCACAUCCUGGAGAACCACAAGUUCACCAAAGAGUCUCACACUAAACUACAGGCCCUGUGGCUGGAGGCGCACUACCAAGAGGCAGAGAAGCUGCGGGGCCGCCCGCUAGGUCCAGUGGACAAAUACAGGGUGCGGAAGAAGUUCCCUCUACCCAGAACGAUAUGGGACGGAGAGCAAAAGACCCACUGCUUCAAGGAGAGAACCCGACAUUUGUUGCGAGAAUGGUACUUGCAGGACCCUUACCCGAACCCGAGCAAAAAGAGGGAGCUCGCGCAGGCUACUGGACUUACUCCCACACAAGUCGGAAACUGGUUCAAAAAUCGUAGACAAAGGGAUAGAGCGGCGGCUGCGAAAAAUAGGUAUGUAUGCUGCAGUCUGUAGCCUACCUUUGUAUUUUAUCAACGAUGGUCUGAGGUUGUUACAACAUUUAUUGUACAUUUUUUAACAAAAAUGACCCUGCAUUGUGACUGCAUCGCAGUCAGCCUAUGCACUUGCAGCAAUUAUUCGGGCAAAAAUGUACAUCUAAUUGUUUGAAUUAGGUUAUGUUGUUUUGAGUAAACAUUGAAAUAGAGUUGACUAUAAUAUAUAAAAUGUCUACCCUAUAGUUCAGUUACCUUUUUCAUAAAUAAUCUCAACGGAAAUGACACCAUAAACGCUGUAGCCUGUUGAAAUUAAACAAAAUGUAUGACAAACUCCAUUGUGAGACUAGCCCUUGUCAUUUUCAUUGCAAAGUUGACAAUAUAGAUUUGCCAAUAAUGGCUACCCCAAAUAUCAUAACACAGAACGAACCAUAACAGUGUAAAUACGAUCACAGAGUUUCCCAAAUUGACCAUUAUCUAUGGUAGCCUAUAUCCUUCCCAGGAGCAAAACUGGUCAAGCAUAUAGGGCUAUAGGCUACUCCCCGAGUCAGUGUCUCAAUAAUUCCGUUCAGAUUAUCCGUAUUUUUCCACAAUGCAUUUUGUUUGUAUUGACAGCUGUCUGUGUAGGCCUAAGUCUUUAAACAUAAUUUAACAACACACAUGCAAUAUGUCUGAAACAUUUUUUAUUAUUUUACAUUUUUCACAUUUUAGAUUUUAGUAGACGCUCUUAUCCAGAGCGAUUUACAGUUAGUGAGUGCAUACAUUUUCAUACUGGCCCCCCGUGGGAAUCGAACCCACAACCCUGGCGUUGCAAACGCCAUGCUCUACCAACUGAGCUACACUAAUUGAAAGACAGAAAUACAGGAGCCCUCCGAUAUAUUAUUUGUUAAAUCAUAUCUAAUGUAAUUUGUGCUGAUCAACUCAUGAAGGUAGCAGGUGUAUUGAAUAAAUCUAAAUUAUUUCCUUUUAAGAAGAUAUUGGAGUUACAAGGCUAGUCUGUCUAUCUAUAAAGUGUGCUCAAUCCAUAAAAUGGGCUGGGGUUACUGUGUGUUGCUUGUGUUUGUGUGUUUACUAUCAUAAAAUUGCAUUUUUGGGCUCCUAGUCUGGCACUUGUGCAUCGGAUUGCUGGGCUACAGCAAUAAUUAUGUUUCAAUUAAGGAUUUACUUUGACAGAACUUAUUCGUAUUGGAUUGUGGUUAAUUCUAGUUUGCCCCUCAACGUCUGUCUUUUACCCAGGCUACAGCAAGGGAUGUCCCAAGGCUCGGUUCGGUCUUUGGCAGAUGAUGAUGGAACCGUCGAUCGACUCGGUCCAGCCUCCAGUCCCGAGGCAAGUCUGUCAAGCAAAGCCGCCACCUCGGCUAUCUCUAUCACUUCCAGCGACAGCGAAUGUGACAUCUAAUGGCGCACAAGGCAGUCCAGAGGAGGAAGAGGAUAAAUUGACAGGAGAUAAAUGAAGGAGAUCCUGAAAGACAAUCUAACAUAAAAACAGUCAUAGUGCCUGCGUUUGAAUUGAAAGAAACUGUUCUUCUUUGAUGACUGCCAAAACAUGAGGGUUCUGACGGAAUGCCCUGUCUUAAAGCUAUAGCCUGCUUUCAUUUUGUUUUCGUUUUCAACUAUGGAUGACUGAAGCUAAUACAAGCUGAAAGAAAAUGUAAAGAAAAAACAUAUUCAUAUUCACGAUCCCUUUUUAGGGAGGACUAAUAAACCAAUGCCUC